This is a messenger RNA of Trichomonas vaginalis G3, 1659 nucleotides long. RefSeq lists its product as uncharacterized. Bases 1 to 1659 code for a protein of 552 amino acids. The record is from RefSeq and is a predicted model, not a curated record. Lineage: Eukaryota; Parabasalia; Trichomonadida; Trichomonadidae. The transcript has a single exon.
AUGAGUGAUUCAACAAUAUUAACCAUACUUAAAACUCUCAGAGAGAAGCAAUUGGAGAUACAUUACAACAAUUCUUUUAAUAUAGAAACAUAUAAGUCUGUUACAGAAACCUCAGAAACAUUACAAGAUAAAUACGACGAAAUUAAAGUUCUCUUUGAGCAAUACUACGAUAAAAUCUUUGCGCAGUAUCUCACCGAUGUUCCUAAUCGCUACGAUUUUGUCAAAAAUUUCAAUUACUUUUUAUAUGAAACAAAAGUAGGCAAUGAAUCUCACGAAGAAUACAUGAACAAACAACGCAAUAAUAAAUUGGAAGAUUUUAGGAAACUCGUAAAAAUCGAAUUAAUAUCUCCACAAUUCGUUGCAUUUUUCUCAGAACAGAUCAACGUUAUUCAUAAAUUCUACAAAUCAACGAUUUGUGCUACAGACGAAGAGGUCUACGAAUCAUUUAAAAAGAAUUUCCAACAACAUGCUAAACAAUGUCCAAAAUUUAUAAAAGAACUAUUCAAAAUUGCAGGAACAGAAAUUGUACUCAGAAUUUCCGAUUUGAUGAGCGAUUAUCCUCAUUAUCUAGGAAUUAUUCCUUAUGAUACCUUUGGAUUCAUCAAAAGAACAGAACUGAAAAAAAUAAUAAGCCUGUUUGAGUCGGACACCGAAUUUUGGAACGAAAUCAUUGCAGGAUUCCAAGGAUCACUAUCAUCAGAUGAAUCCGGAUAUAUUCCAAAGCAAACUGUUGCAGAAUUGAAUAAGAAAGCCUCUGAGAAGGCAACAACAGUAUCAAAGCAGUCAUUGCGUACUAUUCUUAAAGUUAUUCCUCUUUUUCCUGAAAUAGAAGGUUCCAUCGAAAAAAAAACAUUUGAAGAAUACUUAAAAAGUAGUAUUUCGAUGAUUCCUUUGAAUUUAAGGAGAUCAACGAAAGUCAUAUUGAAAACACAGUUUGAUAAUCUCCAUAAGAGUAUCACUGUUUCUGGAAAUGAUCAGAAUCCACUUCAAACUCCAUUUGAAAUUUUGAGACAAAAAACAAUUACACAUCUCAGUAACAUUGUCAAUAAAAUUAAUACAACAAAAAAGGAUCAUUUCUGUGACUACUACUUGAUACAAGAAAGGAUUAAGAGUCUAUUUGAGUUCAAGACAUGUUAUGAACCAAUUAUUAAUAACUUAAUUGAGUUUCGUAAAUCACAAGAUAGUUUGUCGAAUUUUGUUCCGAAUGAAAAAAAAGUGAUAGAGGAAAAUAUCAAUAAUCUCAGAAUGUUUAAACAAAAGCAUACAAUAGAAGAUGAGAAAAUUAUGAGAAACAUCAGAUAUCCAUUCCAUAAAUUCUCUAAAGAAGAUUUGCAGAUUAUGACUCCUUACCAAAUACAGUUCACGGAAUCAACAGAGAGUCUUUUGAUCUGUAAAAACAUUUCUUAUUUGAUUGAAGUCGACUUUAACCCUCCAACGAAACUGGACAUGAUUAACAAUCAACUGAAAAAGUUCAUGAAUCUCGCCAGAUCAAACGGUGAAUUAAAUUUCAUUUUUGCUGCGUUUUUGGCACCAAGAAUCUUUUCUCCAACAAUAUAUAGUACAAUCCUGUACUUCGAAAAAGAUAUAGAAAACAAUAAAGUGAAAUACCAGUACGUUGAUUUCAUUAGGAAGGAUUAUGAAAGUCAUUAUUUCAAUUAA